This is a messenger RNA of Paecilomyces variotii, 762 nucleotides long. Its product is annotated as Isy1-like splicing factor. The record is from RefSeq and is a predicted model, not a curated record. Bases 1 to 762 code for a protein of 253 amino acids. Gene Ontology annotation, cellular component: post-mRNA release spliceosomal complex; post-spliceosomal complex; catalytic step 2 spliceosome. The transcript has 2 exons. NCBI's taxonomy places the organism in Eukaryota, Fungi, Ascomycota, Eurotiomycetes, Eurotiales, Thermoascaceae. Gene Ontology annotation, biological process: generation of catalytic spliceosome for second transesterification step; mRNA 3'-splice site recognition.
AUGGCCCGUAACAGCGAAAAGGCGCAGUCUAUGCUGUUCCGCUUCCGGGCGGCACAAGCAGCCGAUCUGGGCAUUCUUGAUAUCGGCCGGACACGCCGCCCGAAAGCCAUCACAUCCAUCGAUUCGAUCCCUACCUGUGAGAAAUGGCGUGGCCAGGUCCUCAAGGAGAUUUCGCGCAAGGUCACACGCAUUCAAGACCCCAGUCUGAGCGACUACCAGAUUCGCGACCUGAACGAUGAAAUCAACAAGCUCAUGCGCGAAAAAUGGAUGUGGGAAAUGCAGAUACGGAAUUUAGGCGGGCCUAAUUACAUGCGGGGUGGAGGGCGGGUCUAUGACGAUGAAGGAAGGGAGAUACCGGGUGGUGGGAAAGGGUAUCGCUACUUUGGGCGCGCGAGAGAACUUCCCGGCGUCAAAGAGAUGUUCGAGGCGGCCGCCAGGCGAGGGCGUAGACCCGCAGAGGAGGAAGAGGAUACCGGAGGAGGCCGUGGAGGAGAUGUGGCCAAGAAGAAUGUCGAUGCAGCCUAUUUCGGAUAUGGGUUGGAUGAAGAGGAUGGGACGCUACUGGCGUACGAGAAGAAGAAGGAGAAGGAGGCUCUCGAGAGUAUGAUGAAGCAAGGGAAGGAGGACGACGUGGAGGAUGGAUGGGAACCAUUACCGGGCGAUGCUGGCGAUGGUGUUGAGUGGCGAUUGCCGACACUUGAGGAAGUGCAAGAAGAACUCGUCGACCGGAGGAGACGGCGAUUGCUGGACAAGAUCUCAUAA